GCGCAGAGCACGUGCCCCCGGAGCUGUGGGAGCCCUUCUACACUGACCAGUACGCGCAGGAGCACGUGAAGCCCCCGGUUACCCGGCUGCUGCUCUCGGCUGAACUCUACUGCCGGGCCUGGCGCCAGGCGCUGCCACAGCUCGAGGCCCCUCCCAACCCUUCCGCGCUGCUCGCCCUGCUGUCUCGGAGGGGCACGGUACCCUCACUACCCGAUCGCCCAGUGCGCGAGGCGGACCUGAGACACCAGCCCAUUGUCAUGGGAGCCCACCUAGCUGUCAUCGAUGCCCUCAUGGUGGCCUUUGCCUUUGAAUGGACGAAGACGCUGCCUGGCCCCUUGGCUCUGCCCAGCUUGGAGCACAAACUGUUGUUCUGGGUGGAAACGACUGUCCGGAGGCUGCAGGAGAAAACUGAGCAAGAAGCCGCCCAGCGUGCGUCUCCCGCUGCCCCCGCUGACGGGGCGGCGCCGGCGCAGCCCUCGUGUCCCACACGCUGGUAUUGGAAGCUGGUCCCUCACGCAAUUGCCUUCUGUUUGAAGGAGUCGGGGAGCAAACCCCCCAUGAUCCGCUACCGCAAGGACCGCGCUGUGGCCCGACGAGCCCCCUGCUUCCCGUCUGUGACCACCAUCCAGGACCUGGCCAGCGGCGCCGCGCUGGCUGCCACCAUCCACUGUUACUGCCCCCAGCUGUUACGUCUGGAGGAGGUCUGUCUCAAGGACCCCAUGUCCGUGGCCGACAGCCUGUACAAUCUCCAGCUGGUGCAGGAUUUCUGCGCCUCGCGCCUCCCCCGGGGCUGCCCGCUGUCCCUUGAAGACCUGCUUUAUGUCCCACCGCCCCUCAAGGUCAACCUGGUGGUGCUGCUCGCUGAAAUGUUCACGUGCUUCGAGGUGCUGAAACCGGACUUCGUACAGGCCAAGGACUUGCCCGACGGGCACGCCACCUCCCCCUGGGGCACCGAGGCCUCCCCUUCCCAGAACAACAGCGGCAGCAGUUCUCCUGUCUUCAACUUCCGCCACCCUCUCCUGUCACCUGGCGGCUCCCAGUCCCCACUUCGGGGAUCGACAGGCUCCCUGAAGUCUUCUCCGUCCAUGUCGCACAUGGAGGCCCUCGGCAAGGCCUGGAACCGUCAGCUCAGCCGUCCCCUCUCCCAGGCUGUGUCGUUCAGCACCCCCUUUGGCCUGGACAGCGAUGUGGAUGUCGUCAUGGGAGACCCGGUCCUGCUGCGCUCUGUCAGCUCGGACAGCCUGGGACCCCCGCGUCCUGUGCCAGCAGCCCGGACCCCCGCCCAGCCGACCCCGGAGCCUGGCGAUCUGCCCACCAUCGAGGAGGCCCUGCAGAUUAUCCACAGUGCUGAGCCCCGGCUGCUCCCCGACGGUGCUGCUGACGGCAGCUUCUACCUCCACUCCCCGGAGGGCACCUCAAAACCGCCACUGUCCUCCUCCUACCCACCCAUGGGGGCCUCAAAACUGCUGUCUGACGGCCUUCCCAAAGCGCCUGUUUACGUGCCCCACCCCGAGACCCCCUCAAAACCCUCUCCUUGCCCAGCAAGGGAGGUAUUGAAGCCACCAGCCUCAGCUGAGGGGUCCCCGAAGGCAGUGGCUUUGUCCCCAGCAGCCACCAAUUCGGAAGUAAAGAUGACCAGUUUUGCUGAGCGCAAGAAACAGCUAGUGAAGGCCGAGGAGGCUGGAGUGGGGUCGCCCACGUCUACUCCGGCGGCACCCGAGGCCCUGAGCUCAGAGAUGAGCGAACUGGGGGCCAGGCUGGAGGAGAAACGCCGGGCCAUUGAGGCCCAGAAGCGGCGUAUCGAAGCCAUCUUCGCCAAGCACCGCCAGCGGCUGGGCAAGAGCGCCUUCCUGCAGGUGCAGCCCCGGGAGGCUGCAGGGGAGGCGGAGGCGGAGGCGGAGGCGGAGCCUGCUGGAGGGGGGCGGCCGGCCGGCGAGGGCCAGGGUGAGCCGUCUUCACGGACCAAGUCGGUGACCUUCUCUGCGGAGCUGGGCCCGGAGACCCCCGAGGGGCUGGGGGACUACAACCGGGCGGUCAGCAAGCUGAGCGCCGCCCUGAGCUCGCUGCAGCGGGACAUGCAGAGGCUCACGGACCAGCAGCAGCGGCUUCUGGCGCCGCCGGAGGCCCCCGGACCCGCCCCCCCACCCGCUGCCUGGGUCAUCCCUGGUCCCACGACGGGGUCCAAAGCUGCCUCCCCCAGCCCUGCCCGGCGAGCCCCAGCCGCCCGGCGCAGCCCAGGGCCCGGCCCCAGCCCAACGUCUCGCAGCCCGAAACACACGCGGCCGGCGGAGCUGCGGCUGGCGCCCCUGACCAGGGUGCUCACGCCCCCCAACGAUGUAGACAGUCUCCCCCAUUUGCGCAAGUUCUCGCCAAGCCAGGUGCCUGUACAGACGCGCUCCUCCAUCCUCCUGGCGGAGGAGACGCCACCCGAGGAGCCUGCGGCCCGGCCCGGCCUCAUUGAGAUCCCUCUGGCUAGCCUGGGAGAGCCUGCUGCGGAGGAGGACAGAGACGGGAGCCCCCCCGGGGCUGAGGACUCCUUAGAGGAGGAGGCAUCCUCCGAGGGAGAGCCCCGGACUGGGCUUGGGUUCUUCUAUAAGGAUGAAGACAAGCCUGAGGAUGAGAUGGCCCAGAAGCGGGCCAGUCUGCUGGAGCGGCAGCAGCGGCGUGCAGAGGAGGCCCGGAAGCGCAAGCAGUGGCAGGAGGCUGAGAAGGAGCAGCGCAGGGAGGAGGCUGUGAGGCUGGCGCACGAGGAGGCCCCCGCAGCUCCCACAUCAGCGCCCACGGCCCCCGUGGCGGCGGCUGCCGCGGUGGCCCUGGCACGAAGCCCGGCGCGCGGCCUGCUGGGCUCACGGCUCAGCAAGGUAUACUCCCAGUCCACCCUGUCCCUGUCCACCGUGGCCAAUGAGACCCCCCAUAACCUCGGUGUGAAGAGGUCCACCUCUCGGGCUCCGUCGCCAUCCGGCCUCAUGUCCCCGAGCCGGCUGCAGGGCACCCGCGAGCGCGAAUGGGAGAACGGCAGCAACGCCUCCUCCCCGGCUUCGGUGCCGGAGUACACAGGUCCACGACUGUACAAGGAGCCCAGCGCUAAGUCCAACAAGUUCAUCAUCCACAACGCCCUGUCGCACUGCUGCCUGGCAGGCAAGGUGAACGAGCCGCAGAAGAACCGCAUCCUGGAGGAGAUCGAGAAGAGCAAGGCCAACCACUUCCUGAUCCUCUUCCGGGACUCCAGCUGCCAGUUCCGGGCGCUCUACACGCUGUCGGGGGAGACGGAGGAGCUGUCACGGCUGACCGGCUACGGUCCCCGCACCGUCACGCCCGCUAUGGUUGAAGGCAUUUACAAGUACAACUCGGACCGCAAGCGCUUCACCCAGAUCCCGGCCAAGACCAUGUCCAUGAGCGUGGAUGCCUUCACGAUCCAGGGACACCUCUGGCAGAGCAAGAAGCCCACCACUCCCAAGAAGGGGGGCGGCACCCCCAAAUAGCCCUCCGGGGGCAGUGCCCCCCUGGAGGAGUCGGUCCUGCGUCCUGUCUGUCUGUCUGCAACCUCGUCCGGGUGGGGCCGGAGCCCCCACCCCCUAACUGAGUCUGGUCCUGCUGUGGGGGCUGAGCUGGGCGUUUCAGGGACUCAGGGCUCAGCCGGGUCCCCCUGUCUGUCCUCCCCAUCUUCUUGAAUAAAAUAAGUGAAAGGGCAGUGGAGCCAUGUCACCCGA
Molecule: messenger RNA, 3710 nt
Organism: Chinchilla lanigera (long-tailed chinchilla)
Lineage: Eukaryota; Metazoa; Chordata; Mammalia; Rodentia; Chinchillidae
Gene: Camsap3
Product: calmodulin regulated spectrin-associated protein family, member 3
Biological process (GO): cytoplasmic microtubule organization; neuron projection development; negative regulation of microtubule depolymerization
Cellular component (GO): microtubule minus-end
Molecular function (GO): calmodulin binding; microtubule minus-end binding; spectrin binding
Source: RefSeq, a predicted model, not a curated record